AUGUCGAGUCAAAUAUAUCCAUCAGCUAUCUCGUAUACCGACACAGUGACACCAUCACUUACCAAUUUGCUCGUGGCUACAACAACAUCGUCAGAAGACGAUAGCGGCCCCCUCAGUUUACUAAAUAGUGGAAUCAACAAUAACGCUUUAGAAGCAAGCUCAAAUGAAUCAUCAUCAGACUCGCACGAGUCGUCUGCUUUAUAUUCGAUACACCAUACAACACCAACUGCCUCGGGAUUGGUUUAUCAGUCGGAUACUGCACAUAUGACUGGCGCAAAGGGAACAUUUGCAGCUAGCUCGGAUGUGAGAACUUUAAACCUAGCCACCGCUACUGCCACAGGAAGCAGCAGCGGGCUGGCGGUGGCCGACAAGAGAAAGAUAAAACUAAGCUUGAUAAUGUCUGGAAUGGCUUUCAUCUCGUUUGUGUUUGUCGCGUAA
Messenger RNA from Lodderomyces beijingensis, 438 nucleotides. NCBI's taxonomy places the organism in Eukaryota, Fungi, Ascomycota, Pichiomycetes, Serinales, Debaryomycetaceae. The record is from the annotation of a GenBank genome assembly.